CCUCCCCAUUGGCUCCCCGCGGGACGGGGGAUUUCUGGCUUCUCCCUUCCCCCAGUGUGGGGCUGAGGUUGGGGGGCAGAGGCGGUUCCCCUGGACGCGGCCAGAGCAGCAGUUGCAGCAGAGGAGAUCCUUCUCUCCGAGGAAUCCCCUCGAGGAGCUGGGAUCCAGAGAUAGCGACCCUCCUCUGGAGGAAGAAAGGGAUCCCACUGCCCCCCCCACGCAAAAAAAAAAAAAUUCCCCAUAAACUACAGCGAAGGGAUCCAGGAGAGCAGAUCUCUCGCUGGGAUCCGGGGGCCGGUCAGAGAGCGUAGAAACGAGACACGGGAUCCCUUGCCAAGUGGAUCCCUAGGAGCGCGGAGAGAGAUCCAGAGCUUGCCAAGCGGAUCCUUCUUCUUCCUCCUCCUCCUCCUCGCUCAGCGGAGUCAGGAUGCGGCCUCUCGGGGCGGCUUUGGCCGGCCUCUGCCUGGCGCUGAGUUACCUGCCAACAGGUAAGGAUGCGGGGGGGGGCGGAAAGAAUCGAGAGAUCCGGGGCUCGCUGGAUGCGGAAGUUGCAGCCCGACCGACCUCGCAGGGUCGUUGUUGCGGGGGGGGGGGGCUGGAAGAGGGAGGGGAGACUCGGCCUUGAGAAAAAAGUGGGGUGCAAAUAACCCCUCGCUCGAUCCGUUAACCCUUUCCGCAGGGGCUUUCGUCGUCCACCUGCAGGAGGACUGCUUCCUCUCGGACGGGGGUCGCGCCCUCUGGCUCAACUGGACGGUGGCCUUCAACAAGAUCCCCUUCAUCUGCUUCGAGGGAUCCAGCGGGAGCUUCGUGCCCUGCGGCCUGGGCGCCUACGACCCCUGGGACCAGCUGACCGCCUACUUCGCGGACCACCUGAACGCCGUCCUGGGGGCGCAGAUGAAGGGGGAGGCCCAGCGCUGCCAGCGGCAGGUCCACUCGCUGUGGGGACCCUCGGCGCUCAGGAAGAGUGAGUGAGGGGCGCUGGGGCGGGGGGGGGGGAGGAGCAGCCCCAAACACCUGGGUUGCAUCUGGAGGACGCCAGGUGGGGAAAGUGGCGUGGGAAGUGAAGGCAAGUGGGGUGGCAAGCGGGGUGGCAUGUGGGGUGGCACGUGAAGGCAAGUGGGGUGGCAAGUGAAGGCAAGUGGGGUGGCACGUGAAGGCAAGUGGGGUGGCAAGUGAAGGCAAGUGGGGUGGCACGUGGGGUGGCACGUGAAGGCAAGUGGGGUGGCACAUGGGGUGGCAAGUGAAGGCAAGUGGGGUGGCAAGUGAAGGCAAGUGGGGUGGCAAGUGAAGGCAAGUGGGGUGGCACAUGGGGUGGCAAGUGAAGGCAAGUGGGGUGGCAAGUGAAGGCAAGUGGGGUGGCACGUGAAGGCAAGUGGGGUGGCACAUGGGGUGGCAAGUGGGGUGGCACAUGGGGUGGCAAGUGAAGGCAAGUGGGGUGGCACAUGAAGGCAAGUGGGGUGGCAAGUGAAGGCAAGUGGGGUGGAAAGUGGGGUGGCAUGUGAAGGCAAGUGACGUGGCAAGUGGGGUGGCAAGUGAAGGCAAGUGGGGUGGCAAGUGGGGUGGCACGUGAAGGCAAGUGGGGUGGCACAUGGGGUGGCAAGUGAAGGCAAGUGGGGUGGCACAUGAAGGCAAGUGGGGUGGCAAGUGAAGGCAAGUGGGGUGGCAAGUGGGGUGGCAAGUGAAGGCAAGUGGGGUGGCACAUGAAGGCAAGUGGGGUGGCAAGUGGGGUGGCACGUGAAGGCAAGUGACGUGGCAAGUGGGGUGGCAAGUGAAGGCGUGAUGUGGCAAGUGAUGUGGCAAGUGGGGUGGCAAGUGAAGGCGUGAUGUGGCAAGUGAUGUGGCAAGUGGGGUGGCAAGUGAAGGCGUGAUGUGGCAAGUGAUGUGGCAAGUGGGGUGGCAAGUGAUGGCAAGCUUAUCCCACCAGGAGGCAUGCAGCUGAGCCAACCCUCGAAAGUUCUAAUGCGGAUUCUGAUUCUGCUCCCCCUCCUCCCCACAGCUCCCCCAAAGGCCCGGGUCUUCCCUGUCAUCCCUCAGAACACCCCAGAGUCCAUCAUGUUGGCGUGUGUCGUGUGGGGCUUCUACCCCCAAGACGUGACCGUCACCUGGCUGUGGAACGGGGCCCCCCUGAAGAACGGGACAGGCCCGCCGGCAGUGCCCUCCAGCAACGGGGACUGGACCUACCAAACUCUGCUCACCCUCCCCGUGGACCCCCGGCAGGGAGGCACCUACACCUGCCAGGUGACCCACGUGAGCUUGAAUGAAACCCUGACCAAGGACUGGGGUGAGUGACAGCGCCGGACGGGGCUGGGCUGCUUCACGCAGCACAGAGUUCAGCUAUGGAACUCCCUGCCACCGACUUGGAUGGCUUUGAAAGAGAAUGGCAGCCUCCCACUGGAUUCCCCAAAUGCCUCUGUGCAUGUGCAGAAUGUCUCUUCGUCCCCCCCCCCUUCUAAGUGACCACAAUGAGCCACCAACUAACUGGAGAUCUGGAGGAAAAGUCCAGCUGCGAUUCCUGCCUUGCAGGGAGCUGGCCUAGAUGGCCUUUGGGGGUCCCUUCCAAGCCCACAAGCCUAGGAUUCUAUGAUCUCGCUGAGCCUUGUCCGCACAGACUGGCAGCGCUGCCUCUCCUUCUGCACUCCAAGCAGGUGUCCUGCCACUGAGCCCAGGCCAGACCCUCUCUUCCCAAAAGGGGAAACAUUUCGUCCUGCUCUUUCAGGGGCCUCGUUUAUUUAUUUCAUUAAAUUUAUACGCCACUUUUUAGGGGGACGGGGUCGACUCCAAGCAGUUAGUAAGAAUCAUAGAAUUGGAAGGGACCCCGAGGGUCAUCUAGUCCAACCCCCAAGAAUGUCAGCUGAAGCUUCCCUGCCAGAUGGCCAACCAACCUCUGCUUUAAAAACCCAAAGAAGGAAAAAAUAGAACAAUAAUUAAAAACUUUUAAAUUUGUGAUGAGUGAUAAGCAGACUGAAACACCCACCCACAUCUGCAGAAUGCUUUUUAGCAGGCACCUAAUAUCAAGAGGCAGGGAGUCCCACAGGGUUCGGGAGCUGCCACACUGAAAUACUGAUUCCUUACAUAGUCAGGACAGGUGUUAGGUGGCAGCCCCAGCCCCACAGAUCCAAGUGGUUAAGAGGGUGGGUUGGUGGGGGGUCAGAAAACCUCCACCCCACAGGUGAGGAAGGCGACCCGCAUUUAACAGUUCCCUGCCCUAUCUGUCUCUCCCGCAGCGCCAGGCCUGGCUCUGGACCUCCGGUGGAAAGUGGGGGUCUCGGCAGCCAUGCUGGGGGUCGGCAUACUUCUCCUUGCCAUGGGCACCGUCCUUUGGAAGAGGAGAUUCCCCGAAGGUAUGGGCCAGAGGAGAACAUGAGCUGGGGGGAUGAGGUUUUGCUUUUUGCCAGUUCCUUAAGAUUUAUGCACUGCUUUUUGCCGACUCCGUAAGAUUUAUACACUGAUUUUUGCCGACUCCUUAAGAUUUAUACACUGAUUUUUGCCGACUCCUUAAGAUUUAUACACUGAUUUUUGCCGAUUCCUUAAGAUUUAUACACUGCUUUUUGCCGAUUCCUUAAGAUUUAUACACUGCUUUUUGCCGAUUCCUUAAGAUUUAUACACCGCUUUUUGCCAAAUCCUUAAGAGUUAUCCACCGCUUUUUGCCGACUCCUUAAGAUUUAUAACCUGCUUUUUGCAGAUUCCUUAAGAUUUAUACACUGAAACCUCUGAGCUCUCAUCAGCUUGGGCCCCGUUGAUGGGUGACCCCUCAGGUGGGCGGUUGGGUGGGGUUUUCCUCUGGGUGGGGGCCGUUCUUUUUGCUGACUCCCUCUUUCUCUCUCCACUUCCAGGCUACGCCCCCAUUGAUGGCAGCACCUACCCAAAUGGUAAGAGUACCUUUGCUCCCUCCCUCCUGCUUAGUUAAACUAUGGAACUACCUGCCACAAGAAGCCAACUUGGGCAGCCUUGCAAUGGUCUUUGGCCUGAUCCUGCAGGCUCUGCUCGUGUUCUUAGGACGACAAAUUCUGGCUGAGCAUGGGGGGUAAUUUUUUAAGGGUUAGGGCAGUUGUUUGGAGGGGGGAGAGGGCAGGGGUCUCCCUUCCAGCAAAGAUCCCACAGCCAGCCUUCAAGUCCCCCACCCUCCAGUUAUUCCAAGGAUCGGGUCCACUCGGGUCCCCCGCUUUCAGAGUCAGCAAAGUGAAAAGCCUCUGGGAAAUCUCUCCUGCCCUCCGCUCCCUAUUGCAGGGGUCUCCCUCCUCCUCAUUGCGCCCCAUACAACAACCCUGCGAGGUAGGGUAGGCAGAGAAAGAGAUAGAUUGUGGCCCCCCCAGGUCACCCUGUGAAUUACACAGCCGAGUGGGGAUUCCAACCCUGGUCUCUCGCAGGUCCUAACCUUCUCAACUUUGAAUUUUAUCGUUAUUCAUGUUUUUACACUGUAUUUUAUGCUGCUUUUCCAAUUAAGUGCUUUAAAUUUGUUGUUAGCUGCCCUCAGCCCGGUUUUUAAAACCGGGAAGGGCGGGGUAUAAAUAAGAAAUUAUUAUUAUUAUUACACCACCCUGUCUCCCACACCAACCCUACCAGGGAGGACUAUACAGCCAGAUGUUAUACCAGGGUGGUCCCCAGAUGUGAUAGGAGGGAGGGCUUGGCUUGGGACAGAGGCUGAACCACAAAGGGGGAGUCCCCAAACAGAAAAAAGCAUUUACUCUCCCCCCCCCGCCAUGAUCUUAAAAACUCCAACACCCCCCCCCCUUUCCACAGGUCGCUAGCCUGACUCUGAAGACGCCUUUCUCCCCAAACUCCUUUGGCGGCGAUUUCAUCCUGGAUCCGUUGGGGAGACCGCAAACUAUCAAAAGCGAAGUCACCAACCCUGGACUUGCUGCUGCUUCAAAGACCCUCCAGGAAUGCCCCCCCCCGAAGCCCCAAGGGGGCCUGUUGAGCCCAGCACCCUCCCCACACCCUGCCUCCUCCUCUGCUAAUUUCUCUCACCCGUCUAAGUCGCUGCCUCCUCCUUUGCAGCAGCUGAUUGGAACCACAGAACUGUGAGAUGGGACCCCAGGAGGUUCUCUAGACCAACCCGCUGUAGUGCAUUGUGCAAAGAUGCCCCUCCUCUAUUCCCCCUGGCUGUCAUUGGUUACAAUCAAGCUGAGACAGGGGGUUGGGCUAGAUGACUGCUGGGGGUCCCAGCUGUACAAUUCUUUGAUUCUGUGGGAGAGGAACUCUUUUUAACCUACCCGUGGGGCUCCUUUUCUCCAGGUUUUUAAAGAGAGGUAUACACAUUUGUAUAUAUGCUUUUAUUAAGACUUUUCUUUAAAAUAAAAACUAAGGAGAAUGCUAAGGUCCUGGGUGCGGGUUCACCUUCCUGUGUGGGGGACAAGAUUUUCCUGCAAAAGAGGAGUCUGCAUUCAAACCAUUUCUUAUUUGCUUUUGCUAAAGCUGCGCUUCCUGCAUUGCAGAGGGUUCGUCUAGAUGGCCCCUGGGGGUCCCUUCCAACUCUGCCCUCGCAAAGCAAGCCCCUUUCUCCAAGCCCCUUUUUCCGCCUUCCUCUUCCUAACCUGCCUGCCGUCGUGCCUGCAGGCUUCAUUUUUUAAAGGAGAUUUGUUGACACAAAAAUAAAGGGCAAAAUGCCUUCGGACGCGCUUUGCGGUUUCUUUCUUUGGCUUUGGGGUCCUUGCCGCCCAGAGCUGCCCACUCUGCCAGCCGAUUCUGACUCCAAAAUUUCAGGCAGGUUUUGUGCUUUCGGCAGCCCAGCUUGGAGAUGCCACCGUCAGGAUUUGAACCCAGAACCUCCCGGUGCUCUAACCACUCAGCUGUGGAGGCCUCUCCCCCACCCUCAACCAACUGCAUCUUGCUGCCUUUCCUAAGCAGAAGGGGUUUUUUAACAGGAGUCCCAGAGCCGUUUCCAGAACCAAACGGGCAGCUCAGCUUUUAAAAUAUUAUUUUUUAGGGGGGAGAAAUGUUCCUUUGCGGCUGCUAAGCUCACAAGCACUGAGUGUGUGUUGAGGUCUGUGAUAGAGUUUGAACCAAGGCCCCCAUUCUGCAGUGCAAGCAGGUGUCCUGCCCCUGAGCCACAGGGCUGCGUCCCUGCCGGACCCUUCGCCCUUCCAAGCAAGUGUCCAACACGGCUGCCUUUGCAGAGUUAAACUGCAAUUUUCCACACCUUAACGCAGCAUUUGGGGUGGGGACACACAUGAAAAAAGGGGACCCGUCUCCUGUGUUGUGUUGUCAUUGAUCUGGCUAUACCUCUCAGUUUGUGGCAGCAAAACACCCCGGUGUUUUUGGAGUAGUGAGCACGGGGGGGGGGGGAAAUAUCCAGUUCCUUGAGAUCUAGCAACUUGAGAUUUCCCAGAGUUUGCCAGAGGCCCGAGAGAGAGAAGGGGUGAGGAGGGCCGUUUGCUUAAAACCUCACACGGCAGGUACCUGCCGGAUUACGAGGCAGGGCCAGGGGCUCCAACUGCCCAGUUAAGGCAAGGGCUUUCAAGGUUCCAGCCCCUUAAGGAACAGCUGCAUAUUCCUGCGUUACGCGGGGUUGGGCUAGAUGACCUCUGCGGUUCCCUUCUGGGUCCACGAUUCUAUGACUGAGGUCGGAAGUAAUGCCAGGCUCCUCUCUAACGGGUUAAAUAAAUUACAUUUCAUGUAUUAUUAGUGCCAGCUGGCAUGGAUGCUUUAGCUGAUACUCCUGCAUUGCACGGGGUUGGACUAGAGGACCUCUGGGGUUCCAUUCCAGCCCUACAAUUUUGUGACUGUGGGG
Messenger RNA from Podarcis lilfordi (Lilford's wall lizard), 6730 nucleotides. The record is from the annotation of a GenBank genome assembly. Lineage: Eukaryota; Metazoa; Chordata; Lepidosauria; Squamata; Lacertidae.